AUGGCCUCUGCACUCACUAGGGCCGAGACCGAAGACUUUGCAGCCGCUCGAGCGCCUCCGCAAGCGCCACAGGUGCUCGACGAUGUCGCAACAGCAGCGUCCAGCACUGACAACACCAAGCGGCGGUUCACCUUCAAGCGCCUGAGCCACAAGCGCGAUGCGAUCGUGGAAACACCGCUGGAAGACGCUGGCUCGCCGUCGUCCACCCCCGCUGGCUCGUGUCUUUAUACUAGCUCUAGUAUGAACGGGCGGGCGGACGUGAAGUCUGCAGUGGGUCCCAUGGACUUUGACUUGCUCUGUGUCAUUGGCCAAGGAGCUUUUGGCAAAGUCAUUCAAGUGCGUCACGUCCCGACGGACGAGGUCCUGGCAAUGAAAAUUGUGUCAAACAAGUACAUUGUACAGCAUAACUCGGUGGCGUACUUGCAGGCAGAGCGGGACAUAAUGAUCAAGAUCAAUCACCCGUUUCUUAUUAGUCUUCGAUACGCAUUUCAGACCAAGUCGAACGUGUACUUGGUCAUGCCGUUUGUAGCGGGCGGAGAGCUGUUCCACCACUUGCAUAAACAGGGCUUACUACUGGAGAGUUCGGCCAAGUUCUAUGCUGCAGAGAUGGUGCUGGCGCUAGAGCACUUGCACGUCAAGGGCAUCAUUCAUCGCGACUUGAAGCCCGAGAACGUGCUGCUUGGUGCUGAUGGACACAUUCGGCUGACUGACUUUGGUCUUGCCAAGGAAAUGACUGAUGAAGACGGCUCGACGAGUACCAUGUGUGGCACGAACGAGUACAUGCCACCGGAGAUGAUCCGUCGUAAAGCGUACAAUCAGGCUGUAGAUUGGUGGGCGCUUGGUGCACUUAUUUACGAAAUGGUAACGGGUUAUCCGCCAUUUCGGCACAAGAAUCGCAAGAAGUUGCACCAGAAGAUUUUAAAUGAAAAGCUUUCUCUACCGAAGUGGCUUGGCUCUGAGACCCACUCCAUCCUCAAGCAACUGUUGGAAAGAAAUGUCGACAAGCGUCUGGGCUCCGGCAAGUCUACGAUGUUCCAGGUGAAAGGUGUGCAGGCCAUCAAAAAGCACGCCUUCUUUAGGGACAUCGACUGGGGCUUACUCGAGCAAAAAAAGGUGCAACCGCCGAUUCUGCCAAAUGUCGUGAACAGCACUGACACUACGUACUUCUCGGAGGAGUUCACGACGCAAGACGUUGGGCGGCGUAGCCGCGUCGGUAGCUCGAGCGGUGAUGGCGAUACGAAAAAACUCUUUGCGCGCUUUUCUUGGGUCGCGGAUGACGCCCCGAGCUUUCGCGGAUAUCAUUCGUGCAGGCACUGUGGAGACAGACACAAUUGCAGUAGUUCAGGAUGGAGUGGAGGAAUUGACGCUUGGUGA
Messenger RNA from Peronospora matthiolae, 1374 nucleotides. Lineage: Eukaryota; Oomycota; Peronosporomycetes; Peronosporales; Peronosporaceae. The record is from the annotation of a GenBank genome assembly.